Molecule: messenger RNA, 568 nt
Organism: Manihot esculenta (cassava)
Lineage: Eukaryota; Viridiplantae; Streptophyta; Magnoliopsida; Malpighiales; Euphorbiaceae
Product: protein EARLY FLOWERING 4
Exons: 1
Coding region: 111-458 (115 amino acids)
Biological process (GO): entrainment of circadian clock; positive regulation of circadian rhythm
Cellular component (GO): nucleus
Source: RefSeq, a predicted model, not a curated record
UCUUCAUCUCUCGCUCAACACGAAGCAACUCAAGUACAUUUGGCGAAACAACUUCCGCCAUUAAUUACUGCCUGACCUCCCUCUGCUCCGCCGCAACCGACUAAUCCACCAUGAACACCAAUUCCAAUCACAAAUCCAGCAGGCGCCGCCACAAACACACCGCCGACGAUGACGAUGAUGAAGGGGACCCUGAAGUCUGGUCAACUUUCAAUUCAACUUUCCGGCAAGUUCAGUCAGUUCUCGAUAGGAACAGAAAUUUGAUCCAACAAGUGAACGAAAAUCAUCAGUCCAGAAUCCCCGACAACAUGGUAAAAAACGUUGCCUUGAUUCAGGAACUUAACGGUAACAUCUCCAAGGUUGUCUCUCUUUACUCCGAUUUGAACUCCAAUUUCACUACUAAUUAUCAGCAGCGCAACGGCAGUGGCUCCGGCAACAGUAACAGUAGUGGAAGGUCGUAAUUUUAAUGUGUUGGGUGUGUUUUCUUCCUUUUCAAUUAAGGAAUUUAUGGGGUUAUUGUUCGCAAUUUGGAAUAAACAAAUGAAUAAAUAAAUAGUGUGAUAUUUUAAAA